UCAUGCUCAAUCCAGAAGCCAAUCCACUUUAUAGAUAAGUUUUAUAUGAUGGAUAGAAGAAAACUAAUAUUAGAACUCUUUAAAGUAAUUAUAUUUAUAAUUAUACUUUUUAGAUCAUAAGAAUCAAAUAGCUCAUACUGAACAAUAUUAAUGGUAUGAUAAACAGGAUUGCUUCAAAAAUACUGAUAAAAUUACUACAAUCAAUAAUCUAUCAACAAUUUCAAAUGUUUCUUAUCAAAGAUAUAAGAAACCAGAGGUAUUUCAUUUAUGAUAUAAUUAAGGAUAAUAAAAUCUUUACUCCAUUAGAACUGAGUAAAUAGACAUCUAUACCAAUGAAAUAUCAAUAGAGAUAUUUAAGUUAGCGUGCCUUGUUUCCUAUGACAUCUCCAAGAGUUACAGAAAGUUCAGCUAAAAUUAUAGGCAAAUUCAUUUUAAAUGAAGGAAGUGGGCAUUAUAAUUUACCUCCAUUAUAACCACCUUCUGAAACAUAUAGAAAUAGAUCAUAAGUAUUUUUUGGAUGA
Molecule: messenger RNA, 521 nt
Organism: Paramecium pentaurelia
Lineage: Eukaryota; Ciliophora; Oligohymenophorea; Peniculida; Parameciidae
Source: the annotation of a GenBank genome assembly